Messenger RNA from Lemur catta (Ring-tailed lemur), 1763 nucleotides. RefSeq names its product alpha-1-B glycoprotein (gene A1BG). NCBI's taxonomy places the organism in Eukaryota, Metazoa, Chordata, Mammalia, Primates, Lemuridae. The transcript has 8 exons. The coding region runs from base 119 to 1621 and encodes 500 amino acids. The record is from RefSeq and is a predicted model, not a curated record. Gene Ontology annotation, cellular component: plasma membrane.
UGCCCCUGUCUUCCGGGAAGGACAAACAAGGCAAGGGGUCAGUGUCCCACUGCCCCGGACCCUCGCUCAGGCUUUAUCACUGCAGACGCUCACAGCGGCUAGAGCCAGUGUGACCACCAUGUCCUCGCUGAUGUCUUUCCUGCUGCUCUGGGGUCUCACCCUGGGCCCAGUGACAGAGGCAGCCGUGUUUUUUGACCCCCAGCCCAGCUUGUGGGCAGAGUCUGAAUCGCUGCUGGAACCCUGGGCCAAUGUGACGCUGACCUGCCAGGCCCGCCUGCCCACCCUGGAUUUCCAGCUGUUCAAGGAUGGGGUGUCCCAGGAGCUCGUGCACCUCGAUUCACCUGCCAUGGAGCACCAGUUCCUGCUGACAGGUGACACCCAGGGCCUCUACCGCUGCCGCUCGGGCUUCAGCAGUGGAUGGACCCAGCUGAGCAACCUCAUGGAGGUGACAGGGCCAAAGUCCUUGCCAAGACCCCAGCUCUCGGCAGAGCCAGUGUCCUGGAUCACACCCGGCCUGAACGCGACUCUGGUGUGCCACGGGGGGCUGCGAAGUGUGACCUUUCUGCUGAGGCGAGAAGGGGAUGAUGAGUUUCUGGAGGUAGCCAAGGCCAGGAAGCAUGUGGAGGCCACCUUCCCUGUCCACCAGGCUGGCACUUACAGUUGCAGCUACCGCAUCCAUGCAGCAGGCACCCCCUCGGAGCCCAGUGCCACCGUGACCAUCGAGGAACUCGCACCACCGCCGCCACCUGUGCUGAGACCCCAGGGAGAGUCCACCGGGGUCCUGCACCCCGGCGACAGCGCGACCCUCAUCUGCGUGGCGCCCCUGAGCGGCGUGAACUUCCAGCUGCGGCGGCGCGAGAAGGAGCUGCUGGUGCCCCAGAGCAGCACCAGCCCGGACCGCGUCUUCUUUCAUCUGAAUGCCCUGGCCCUGGGGGAUGGCGGCCCCUACACCUGCCGCUACCAGCUGCGCGACCAGCAGGCCGUCUGGUCCGGGGACAGCGCUCCGGCGGAACUGACCCUGAGCGACGAGAAGCUGCCCCCGCCCGGGCUCUCGGCAGAGCCGGCGGGUCGCAGCCCAGAGCCCGGCACGCUCGUGCGGCUGCGGUGCCAGGCGCCCCUGGUCGGCCUGCGGUUCUUCCUGGUGCGCGAGGACGAGGGCCGGAGCCGGGUGCACAGUCUGCUGAGCCCCGCGGGGACCGAAGCCCAGUUCGAGCUCCACAAUGUCUCGGUGGCCGACUCGGCCAACUACAGCUGCGUCUACGUGGACCCGGAGCCGCCGUUCUCCGGCUCGGCGCCCAGCGCGCGCGUGGAGCUGCAGGUGCACGGACCGCCUCCCAGGCCGCGGCUGCGAGCCCUGUGGCGCGGGGCGGUGACCCCAGGCCGUGAUGCCGUCCUGCGCUGCGAAGGCCACCUACCCGACGUCACCGUCGAGCUGCUGCGCGUGGGUGAGACGGAGGCUUUGGACAGGCUCUCUGCCACCCACUCCUCGAAGGACUUCGUGCUGACCUACGUGGGGCCCCAGCACGCUGGCAACUACAGCUGCCGCUACCGCUCCUGGUGGCCCAACCGCUUCGAGUCGGAGCUCAGCGACCCUGUGGAGCUCCUGGUGGCAGGACAUUGAUCCGGCUGCAGACUCAGGGUGCUGACGGUACUGUGGGAAAUACUGGGAAUGCUGACUGGCUGCUAUCCCUCUUGUUGUAGCGGGGGGCUGGAGGGCCCUCACUCAUUCCUCCUAGGAAUUAAUAAACACGAAGAAAGACUUU